Durusdinium trenchii is the source of this 3861-nucleotide messenger RNA. The record is from the annotation of a GenBank genome assembly. Lineage: Eukaryota; Dinophyceae; Suessiales; Symbiodiniaceae.
CCCCACGAUGCCGGAAGAGCAGCCCAUCGCUGCGCGUGCCAUGCAGCUGCUGGAGGCGGUGCCGGAUGUGCCCGGCCGCUACAUCCGUGCCGUCUUCGUGGCGUCCAAUGUGCGCCAGGGGAAGCAUGGUCAAUACAAGACUGAGAAGGAUUGGGAAGAGGCCAAGGUGCAUUUGCUGUUGGGAUUAGACCUUCGGCUGGUGGAGAAUUCGGAAGCGCAGAAGCUGAAAUUGAGCACGCUGCGGGACUUCCAAGAUGUCCCUGACGAACUCAUCGCAUGCAGCAUUUUGACGUUGGAGAGCGAUGAGAAGGUGAUUGGAUUCACCAUGAAUGAAGUUCCAUCGCAGACAGGAGGCAGUCUCUACUACAAGGUGCAGGUCAUGGUGAAGAAUGAAGAAGGGAUUCGCUCCGAGCCGCUCUCGCGGGAAAUGUUUCCUUUAGUUCACUCCUUUCCUGGGCAUGAGGUGCAUUGGCAAAGCAAAGCGAACCCUGCAGCAGAAGUACGUGCCUUGCGAGCCUUCAGAGGACAUGAGCGCCACCACCUAACGGGCCUCGUUCACCAAGGUUGGAGCGACCCUGAACGUGCCACAGGUCAAAACUCAAUGUUUUGGAUUGACCUCUGUGUUCUGACCUGUGGCCUAUAUUACUUGGAUGUUGCCACGGAUCUUCAGCAACUUGUGCUGUUCCUUGCCGAGGAGCGAUACGAGUAUUUUGCCUUGAACUGCUUGGGCAUGGCACUGCCCAUGAUUAGCACCGCCGUUGAUGCUUUGAGAUGGAGUGAAAACCGGAUCGCCAGUCCCCAGUGCGAUAUGUUUAGGAGGCUUGUCCCAUCAGUUAUCAUGCGGAUGUUUGUGAUUUGCUUUGCAAUCCUGACCCAGUGCCACGUGCUGGUGUUGGUGUUUGCAUCAGCAUUGAUGCGUGCAAAGCACGAGUUGCUCCAUGGUGCUAAGCAUGCGGAAGUCGCUGAAGCGGUCAUCUCUGCCGGGUUGCAAAGCAACUACAUGCUCUUGAUUGUCGUAGGUGUUGAGUCUGUAUCGCAGGAAGCGUUCCAAGGGUUGACCCUUUCAGUUCUUAUGUCGUGUGCCUCCAUAGCUUUCGGACUGGCAAGCAGAGACAAAAUUAACUCCAAGGUAUUGAAUGUUCCAGGGAAAACAGGCUGGGGCCUGACCUUCUUGGCCUUGUUCCUCAUGAGGACUAUAGAAGUGGCGACCAGGUUGAUGGCAUUCAACAUGUGUCACUUGGCGACGAGGACUUCCUUCCCUUUUGGAGGACCAGUCGUUGUUGCACUGGUAGUUGCGUUGGCAAGACUCCUUUUUGCGGAGGCGGAAAGCUCCCAGAUUCUGGCAGCAGUGAUUGCCCAUCCGGGGCAAGUGUUGCUGGGGAGGCGCUCCAUGAUUCCACUUCGCUUUUCCCUUUGCCUGCACUGGCUGGUACAGGUGGCAGCGAUUAGCCUGCAAGGACUUGCGUCCACUGACAUGUGGCUGGCAGAGGCCAAAGUGGUACCAUGGCCGGUGAUGGUGGCAUCGCUGGCAGGCUGCAUCUGCAGCACGCUCGGCCUUUGUGCACUUGCACAUUUAGGAGAAAAUCAGAAACAUCCUGUUCUGGAAAUGUCAGCAAAAGAUCAAGCACUGACGUGCACUAUGCUUGCAGCUGCCCUGCAGCUUCCCAACGCUACAGUCCCAACCCUGGCGGUGGCUGAAGAAAUUUCACUGGACCUCCAGGCACUUGAGGAUCCGGAGAUCCUUUCAAAUCUUGCAAAGGCAAAGACUCCUCUGUGCAUACCGGACUUUUCGAUGCUGCGAAUCCAGUCCAACUUGGAGAAACACUGGCAACACUUGCCACAUCUCAACGUGGUCCACGCAGAUUUCUGUGAGUGCCGAUUCGAAGAGAGCUCAAGUUGGCCCUGGGAGAGCCUUCGGUGGCACCACCUCAGAGUGCUCCGCUUCAUCAAUCAGAAACUGGGUGCCGCAGUGCUGGACAUGGUGAGUCGUUGCACGGAACUCGAAGAGUUGAUCUUCCACAGCUGCGACGCCACGGAGCCCGAGGCCUGGCGGAAGCUCCAGGGCGCCCAGUGGCCGAAACUCCGAGACGCCUGUUUCUUGUGGUGUUUCCGGGAGAAGGACAGGGAAGAUUGUGCCGAAGAGGUGCUGCGGAGCUUGGCCAAGUGCUCCGAGCUGCAGAAGUUGGACCUUCAGUACAACGUUUUUCCCAAAACCAAGGCCUGGGUCAAGGUGCUCCAAACCGACCCCUGGCCUCAGCUGCAGUGGGAGAAGUGCGAUUUUGGCGACUAUGGCCCAAGCAAGGAAUUUCGACCAAAGGAGGCAGGAGAGAAAGAAGAGGAAGAGGAAGAGGUACCAGUGGCCCCAGCAGAUCCAAAGAAACCACUGCCUACAAUUGGCAUGCUGUCGAGGUGCUUCGCUCGCUUGUCCAGAUGUAUCCUCAAAGAAUCUGAGACAACGCAGGUGAUUCCGCCCAGAUGCCUCACACAUUUGUCGAUGACAAAUGCAUUGGAUGAACAACAGCUGGAUGCCGGGCUGCUGCCACUGCUGGCUCAGCGGCAGGACGUGGAAGUGCUCUACGCUGACUAUUGCAGACAUCUCUCAGCUUCGGCCUGGCAGUCUUUGGAAAAUGCCCAGUGGCCCGAGCUCAAAGUGGCCUUCUUCGAUCAAAGCUUCGGCACGAGAAGCCAGGGCUUGGAAGGCGCCCCAGCAGUGCUGCAGCUGUUGGCACGCUGCCUUCGACUGGAGUCGAUCGAUCUCGGUCAUUGCGACCAGAUCGCGGCGGAGGCCUGGGGGGCGCUCCGUGUCGCGGAGUGGCCUCAACUGAAGGAAGCCCGGUGGGAGUGGUGCUUUAAGUGGGGCGAACCAGCCUCCGGUGGGGCGGCGGUGGUGAUGGAGCUCCUGGCGCGGUGCCACCGCUUGGAGAAGAUCGGUUUGAGCCGUUGUGAUGGCAUUUCGGCCGAGGCGUUCCAGCUGCUGGGCACAGCGUGUUGGCCGGAGUUGAGAUCUGCAGCUUUCGACCGCAGUUUCGACAACUCCAACCGCUCGGCCCUGCCGGCGGUGCUGCAGAUGCUGUCUCGGUGCCCGAAGUUGGAGUCCUUGAACUUCAACUUGUGCAGAGUCACAGAGAAGGAGCUGCAAAAGCUGCCCGGCGGCUGUUGGCCUCACUUGGAGAUCCAAAAGUGCGCAGGCUUCAAGGUGUAUAAAGUUACGAAUGAAAUAAUUGAAGAAGAUGAAAAAGCUUCGGAAUUGCGACAGAACCAGCUGAGACGCCUCAAGGGUGCGGAUGCGACCAUUGAAGCUGCCAGCAGUGCUGUGAUUCUCAUCGAAGAUGCCAUGACCCAGGAGGCAGAUGCUGAAGCCAAACAGCCCAAGAGACGGAAGAUGAAGAUGGUGCGCAGAGCGCGCAAGAAGAAACCAGCUGCUGAGACAGAGGCAGCCACCGACACAGUGGAUGUGAAGGAGAUUGAAGGAGUUUGUGGAGAUUUGGAAUCUGAACGGCCCAUAGAGGCCAAGGAAGAGGAGAAGCAAGAGGCACCGAAGAAGAAAAGGAUCAGUAAGAAAUCAAUGCGUUCGGUGAAGAAAUUCACAGUGCGAAAGAGUGCCGCGGAGUCAACCUGAUGCGAACUUCACCAGCGGACUUAUAAAGAGCUGAAAAAGCACCAAGCAAAGAAGGCCCCAAUGGGGCAUGCGAGAAGAGAAUGCCACUUAUAACAUCAAGUGGUGGCUUUGCUGAAGGCAAGCCUCUCAUGUUUCACAGUCAUUGAUAGAGCCAGGCUGCACAAAAAGGCGUUUGUUGCCGGUUGACGGCCAAAACUGUUCCUGUCAUUGUUGAUAAGAUACAAGUGUGCACAGGUUCAAGC